Molecule: messenger RNA, 824 nt
Organism: Bufo bufo (common toad)
Lineage: Eukaryota; Metazoa; Chordata; Amphibia; Anura; Bufonidae
Product: P2X purinoceptor 7-like
Exons: 4
Coding region: 117-701 (194 amino acids)
Source: RefSeq, a predicted model, not a curated record
UCCGCUUUCGAAUGAGCAACUUCCCGAGGUAUGGAUUAUGGAAGAACGUAGGGAAAAUACAAGUGGGGGGGCGUUUAACCCUUUAAGAAUUUAAGGAGAAUUUUAUAAAAAAUUAAAUGGCGGACACUAAGGACCUAGAAGAUGACAUAAUCGUACCAGCCGUGUCUUCAGAGGAUCCGAUAUCAAGAUCUCCGGAUCUGUCAGAAGCUAAACACUUGUGUCCGUCCAGUCCCGUCAUACUACAGGAAGCGGGUUCAUCGGCACUAGAGCAGCCGGCGCCGGUCCGUCUAAUGAACACGAGCUGGUGCCAGUGCGCCAACUGCAUAUCGCUGCCCACCGAGAUGGAAUCGGUCUGCUGUAAAGAGAUUGAAAAAAUCAAGGGUCACCUAGAAGGCAGGAGCUGUAUAACCGAGCACCCGCUCUUCAAGUUAUUCUGCCAGAAUGAAGAGGUUGUGAAUAUUAAUUUACGCAUCAUUCACAGGUUUCCGCCUCCAGAUGCAGAGAAGAAUAGAUAUCUCCGCAGGGUAUGUUACCGCUUUUUUUCAGCGUGGAUACACGGCUACCGGGGCGAGGGAGAUAAGAAGCCCAUCCCGGCCUGUGUGGUGCAUAAAGUAAGAAACGCCUUCCCCGGUCUCCAGAACGUCUUCACUGGGUUCCGAUUCACAGGAGACCCCCCUGCAGAAUCCAUGGCCUGGGAGUGAAGAUGUCUGUGCUUUCUCUCAUCGGUUAUUAUUCUCUACAGAGAUGGCUUGUGUGUUCAUUUGUGCUAUUUUUUUAAUAAAGUUUUAUUUUGUUGAUAGUUUAAUAAACUGCAGUUCUAUAAA